This is a messenger RNA of Rhodamnia argentea, 1472 nucleotides long. RefSeq names its product magnesium transporter MRS2-F-like. The transcript has 6 exons. Lineage: Eukaryota; Viridiplantae; Streptophyta; Magnoliopsida; Myrtales; Myrtaceae. Gene Ontology annotation, biological process: magnesium ion transport. The record is from RefSeq and is a predicted model, not a curated record. Gene Ontology annotation, molecular function: magnesium ion transmembrane transporter activity.
AUCCUUCUCCAGAUUUCUUCAGUGACAGGAGUCGCUCGCUCGUGAAUGUGGUCUCUCUUCCACGGAGUCUCUCGCAUCGAUGGCGUCUUUGUCGCCGCUGCCGAAUGGAACGGGCGAGGAGGAAAUCGGCAGGGCGGCGAUGGUCCAAGCGCAGCAGCCGAGGCGGAAGGGAAUCGGAACUAGGGUUUGGCUGAUCGUAUCCGAGUCCGGCCAGUCGCACGUCGAGGAGAUCGAGAAGCACUGCAUCAUGCGCAGGACCGGCCUCCCCGCGCGCGACCUCAGGGUGCUCGAUCCGGUGCUAUCGUAUCCGUCCUCGAUUCUUGGCCGAGAGCGGGCGAUCGUCGUAAACUUGGAGCACAUUAAGGCCAUAAUCACUGCCAAGGAGGUCUUGAUGAUCAAUACCAACAGUCCUUUGGUUUAUCAGUUCGUCCAAGACCUCCAGCACCGGGUUUCUAGCUCAAAUUGCGCGUCUCAACAGGAAGUUGAUGGCAAGACAUCGCCUGCUAGUGGGGUUCACAAGACAUUGCCAUUCGAAUUCAGGGCACUGGAAUCUUGUCUUGAAUCUGCUUGCCGGUGCCUUGAAUCAGAGACCAAGACUCUGGAGGAUGAGGCAUAUCCAGCUUUAGAUGAACUAACUUCCAAAAUUAGUACACUUAACCUUGACCGUGUUAGACAAAUAAAGAGUCGUCUAGUUGCCAUCUCUGGCCGAGUACAGAAGGUGAGAGAUGAGCUUGAACAUUUGCUGGAUGACGAUAAUGAUAUGACCGAGAUGUAUUUGACAGAAAAGCUUCUCGCUCGCUCACUCGAUAAUGCUUCAAUCUGAGAGGAAGUAGACAAUGCCGCUCCUGAAAUAGAUGAUAAAAGCACUGAAGAUUCUGAUAAAGAAGAUGAAUUAGAUUCUGUAGUUUUGACCAGCUGCAAGCCUAACAUCGAGGAGCUUGAGAUGCUUUUAGAAGCAUAUUUUGUCCAAAUUGAUGGCACACUGCAAAAACUGUCAGAUAUGAAUGAAGACGUGGAUGAUACCGAGGAUUGCAUCAAUAUAAUGUUGGAUGAUAAGCAGAAUCAGCUGCUGCAGAUGGGAGUGAUGCUCUCUACUGCAAACAUGAUCAUAAAUGCGGGCAUUGUGGUGGUCGGAUUGUUUGGCAUGAACAUACACAACGACAUCUUCAAUGCUCAUUACAUUAAAUUUUGGGAAACUACCAUCGGCACCAUUGGAGGUUGUGUUGCGGUCUAUCUGUUAGCUGUUGGGUGGGGUAUGAAAAGAAAGCUUUUGGCCUUAUAGAGCUCCCUCCUUCAAGCAGAAGCUUGCCACAUCUAAUCUUGCUAGAAUACUGUUUUGCACUUGGCAUUUGAUUGUUUCACUGUCGUCUGUAAAUGGCACUGACUGAAAAGGAAUGACCGAAGAAUGACCAUACGAGACUGCUUUCUUACAUGUUUUUAGAUUCUUCUGCAAGUAUUAGGGUUUGCUCUGA